UAAAGCAUCUGUCGAGCCAGCUCGGCAGGUCAGCUUGUUCGGGGGAUCAGAGGUGCCUGCCAAGGCAGAUCCUCUCUGUCUUUGUUUCUCGCUCCGCCAGUCUCUGUCUUUCUCUCGCCGUUCCAGAGUACGAUGCCGACAGAUGGCCACGCUCGCAGCCGCAGCGCAGCCCGAACUUUUCAUCGCAACCAGGCAGCAGACGCCAACAACGCCGCUAUCGCUGCCCUUGACGAGCAAGCACAGCGUCGGCUGCAGGCAUACUUGGAAGCCUUCCAGACUUUCCCCGUCCCAGCAGAGCCAGCCGCAUCCCACACCUCGGGCCGAUGAUGCUGCUCCGCCUCAUGGCGACGGUCGUGCAGAUUUGCCUGCGGGUCAUCGCGACGGAAAAGCAGGUGGUGACGCUGCCUUCGAGAUCAUCGAUGAUGGGGGCGACUCGAUCGGGGCGGUCCGCGUGUACGUCGACACUACGAGGAAAGAGCUCCUCGCAGCCAUUUCCAAGCUUCAUAUCGGGGUCGCCAGCCUGGUUUCCUCCGUCUCCAACACCUACGACAAAAUGGGCAAGCACAUGGAGAGUCGUUUGGCCAGUGUUGAAGCUCGACAGAAUCAGCACGAUGCCCGCUUCCCCCAGCUCGAGAAACACACCCGUGACCUACAGCAGCAUCUUGGCGUCUUUCAGAAGGAACAGCCCGUUGUGGUGUCAUCCACCGACACGUCGUUCAAUCGUCAGCCCGAUACUUCUGCCAUCAUUGCCCGUACGACGGAGCCAGUGGGCAAGCACACGCUCAUUCAAGUUCUGCAGCCGUGGUUGGGUCGAGUUUCCAUGGAGCCCAGUUUGCAUCAGCUCGAGUGCGAGCCAGUCGACAAGAGAUGCAUUUUCCGCGUCAAAGGCCAGGGUGCAUUGGCGGCCAAACGUGUCAGCCAGGCCAUGGGAGCCUUACGCCUUCCCGACGGGUCGCGGCAGUGCUUCAACGCCAAGACCAUCACUGCGGCGCAGGAGGAGCAGGAGCAGGAGCUGGUCAGUCUUGGUGCCGCCCUGGAUCCAGACCCGCUCGUGGAAGCAAAUUCUGGAGGCUUCAUUCCUAAAGAAUCCGCCACCGUGCCUUCAGCACGAAGUGGAGCGCUCAGUCGAAAUCUAUAG
Prorocentrum cordatum is the source of this 1138-nucleotide messenger RNA. NCBI's taxonomy places the organism in Eukaryota, Dinophyceae, Prorocentrales, Prorocentraceae. The record is from the annotation of a GenBank genome assembly.